AUGAUGCCCACCACCAUCGACGACGCCCACCCACCAUCGACGACGUCCACAUCACCACCAUCGCCUCUUCGCCCACAACCACCACAGCAACAACGAUGUGGCCACGCAACAUGGCAACAACGACGAUGGACGGCAACGACGAUGAUGGGGAAUCAGGUACUUGGUGCCACGUCGCCAACAGCGACGUGGCAACCAAACGAUGAACGACAACAUUGUCGCCGUUCAUCGUUUUUGUAUAUACUUCACCACCACGUCGCCGCCAUCCCACGUCAAGCGUUCACCACCGCAAACCCUGGCCGCCCAAAACCGACAACGACUGCCCAACAAACCACACACAACAGCCGGCAAGCGGCGACCAGGCCUCAACAAGCAACCACCGCCGAAGAACGACCACAACCCAGCACCACCGGCGAAGGAUGA
Molecule: messenger RNA, 420 nt
Organism: Laccaria bicolor S238N-H82
Lineage: Eukaryota; Fungi; Basidiomycota; Agaricomycetes; Agaricales; Hydnangiaceae
Exons: 2
Coding region: 1-420 (139 amino acids)
Source: RefSeq, a predicted model, not a curated record